Messenger RNA from Antechinus flavipes (yellow-footed antechinus), 5849 nucleotides. It is a transcript of the gene AUTS2, whose product is annotated as activator of transcription and developmental regulator AUTS2. Lineage: Eukaryota; Metazoa; Chordata; Mammalia; Dasyuromorphia; Dasyuridae. The transcript is spliced from 19 exons. Bases 16 to 3828 code for a protein of 1270 amino acids. The record is from RefSeq and is a predicted model, not a curated record.
AGGAGGACUCCAGCCAUGGAUGGCCCAACUCGCUGCCUCGGGCUCCGCAAGAAGCGGAGGUCUCGCUCCCAGCGCGAUCGGGAGAGGCGCUCCAGGGCCGCCGGAUUGGGGGGUGCCGGGGCGCCCGCAGCUCCCGGGGCCGGGGCCGGAGGGGCUCCCAGCCGGACCCGGGCGCCGCCGCCGCCGCCGCCGUCCGUCGCCUCGUCGUCGGGCUCCGAGAAGGAAGACAAUGGGAAGCCCCCAGCCUCCGCGCCGCCGUCCCGACCCCGGCCCCCGCGGAGGAAGAGGAGGGAGUCCACCUCAGCCGAAGAAGACAUCAUCGAUGGCUUUGCCAUGACCAGCUUUGUCACUUUUGAAGCUCUAGAGAAGGAUGUCGCACUUAAGCCUCAGGAACGGGUGGAGAGGCGCCAGAACCCACUCGCCAAGAAGAAACGGGAAGCCCUCACCAAUGGGCUGUCCUACCACUCCAAGAAGAAUAGACUGAAUCAUCACCAUUACAGCUCAGACCGAGAAAACGACCGCAACCUCUGCCAGCACCUCGGAAAACGGAAGAAGCUCCCCAAAGGACUGCGACAGCUCAAGCCAGGACAGAACAGCUGCCGAGACAGCGACAGCGAGAGCGCCAGCGGAGAGUCCAAGGGAUUCCACCGGACCAGCUCCAGGGAAAGACUUAGUGAUAGUUCAGCUCCUUCCAGCUUGGGGACCGGCUACUUUUGUGACAGUGACAGUGACCAGGAGGAGAAGGUUUCUGAUGCCAGCUCAGAGAAACUUUUCAACACCGCUAUAAACAAAGAUCCGGAGUUAGCCGCCGGCGCGCUGACCGAGCAUGACCCCCAGGAUGCGGGGCCCGUUGUCCCGAAGAUCUCGGGAUUAGAGCGCAGCCAGGAGAAGAGCCAGGAGAGUUGCAAGGAGCCCGUCUUUGAGCCCGUGGCACCUAAAGACCCCUGUCCUCAGGCAGCGCAGCCGGAGCCGCAGCUGCGGGCGCCGUCCCCAGGUCCGGGCCCCGUUCUGCUCCAGCGUGCGGAAGCUCUUCCUCAGCCUCCGCCCCAGGCCCCUCCGCCGCCGCAGGCCCCUCCGGAGGCCCAGCUGCAGCCUCCCCCCCAGCCUCAGGGGCAGCGGCCGGCCAGGCCUCCGUCGCCCGCCCAGACCGUCCACCAAAGCCUCCCCUCGGUGCAGCCGCACCCCUCCUCUCAGAACCUCUCCCAGCCCUUGUCGGCUUAUAACAGCAGCAGCCUGAGCCUCAACAGCCUGAGCAGUAGCAGAAGUAGUACACCUGCGAAGAAUCAGCCCCCCCAGUCUCAUCUGUCCCACCAUCCUUCGGCCUCCCCUUUCCCCCUCUCUCUCCCCAGCCACAGCCCCCUCCACAGCUUCACGCCCACCCUCCAGCCCCCUGCUCACUCUCAUCACCCCAAUAUGUUUGCCCCGCCCACGGCUUUGCCUCCUCCUCCUCCAUUGACGUCAGGGACUCUGCAGGUUCCGGGGCACCCGGGAGGAAGCACUUACUCAGAGCAAGACCUCCUGCGUCAGGAGUUGAACACGCGUUUUCUGGCCUCGCAGAGUGCUGACCGCGGGGCCUCCCUCGGCCCCCCGCCCUACCUGCGGACCGAGUUCCACCAACAUCAGCACCAGCACCAACACACGCACCAACACACGCACCAGCACACCUUCACGCCCUUCCCCCACGCCAUCCCGCCCACGGCCAUCAUGCCGACGCCAGCACCGCCCAUGGUGCGUACCCCAGGCAGAAAUUUUGACAAAUAUCCUACAAAAGUUGACCCCUUCUACCGUCACAGUCUGUUUCAUUCAUAUCCUCCUGCCGUCUCGGGCAUCCCCCCUAUGAUCCCACCUACUGGUCCCUUUGGGUCCCUGCAAGGAGCAUUUCAGCCCAAGACAUCUAAUCCGAUCGAUGUUGCUGCUCGACCUGGGACAGUUCCCCACACUCUCCUACAAAAAGACCCGAGGUUGACAGAUCCGUUCAGGCCAAUGUUAAGGAAACCAGGGAAAUGGUGUGCAAUGCACGUUCACAUUGCUUGGCAGAUUUACCACCAUCAGCAGAAAGUCAAGAAACAGAUGCAAUCAGACCCACAUAAACUGGACUUCGGAUUGAAGCCUGAAUUCCUGAGCCGCCCACCAGGUCCCAGUCUCUUCGGAGCCAUCCACCACCCCCAUGACCUGGCACGACCAUCCACUUUGUUCUCUGCUGCUGGUGCUGCACAUCCAGCCGGGACCCCUUUUGGGCCCCCGCCCCAUCACAGCAACUUCCUCAACCCAGCUGCUCACUUAGAGCCUUUCAACAGGCCGACUACAUUCUCUGGGCUUGCAGCAGUGGGUGGCAAUGCCUUCGGGGGACUUGGAAACCCGUCAGUUACACCCAACUCAAUGUUCGGCCACAAGGAUGGCCCCAGUGUGCAGACCUUUAGCAACCCUCACGAACCCUGGAACCGGCUCCACCGAACGCCUCCAUCGUUCCCGACCCCUCCGCCCUGGCUGAAGCCGGGGGAGCUGGAGCGCAGCUCGUCCGCAGUAGCUCAUGACAGAGAUAGAGAUGUAGAUAAACGAGACUCAUCCGUUAGUAAAGAUGACAAAGAAAGGGAGGGCCUUGAGAAGCGACACUCCAGCCACCCUUCACCAGCACCCGUCCUCCCAGUGAACUCCCUGGGGCACCCCCGCGGCUCCGCUGAGCAGAUGAGGAGUCAUUUGAACGCCGAGGUUCGCGAGAAAGACAAACCCAAAGAGAGAGAGAGGGAACACUCCGAAUCCCGGAAAGACCCCAGCGCCGAGGAGCACCCGGGGAAGGACGGCCACCUCCCCGAGAAGGAGCCCCACGGGCACGACGGCAGAGCCGUGGCCGACGAGUCCAAGCAGAUGUCCAGGGUCCCGUCCCCGUACGCCCGGCCCCCCGCGGUGGAGAGCGCCCGGCCCAACAGCACCUCGAGCCGAGAGGCCGAGAGGGAGAACCCCAAGAAGGGCGGCGCCGAGGUCAAGGUGAAGGAGGAGCGCAAGGAAGACCACGACGUGCCUCCGGAGGGACCUGCGGCGCACCGGCCCUCCGAGCCGCCGCCGCCCCCCGUCUCCACGACGUCCGGCGUGCACGCGGGACCCUUGGCCUCCAUGCCCAUGACCGUGGGAGUGACCGGCAUCCACCCCAUGAACAGCAUCAGCGGCCUGGACCGGACUCGAAUGAUGACUCCGUUCAUGGGCAUCAGCCCCAUCCCGGGAGGAGAGCGGUUCCCCUACCCUUCUUUCCACUGGGACCCGAUCCGGGAUCCGCUGAGGGACCCCUACCGAGAACUGGACAUCCACCGGCGUGACCCCCUGGGCAGGGACUUCCUGCUGAGGAACGACCCCCUCCACCGCCUGUCCACGCCGCGCUUGUAUGAGGCCGACCGGUCGUUCAGGGACAGGGAGCCCCACGACUACAACCACCACCACCACCACCACCACCACCCCUUGUCCGUGGACCCCCGCCGGGAGCACGAGAGGGGUGCCCACCUGGAUGAACGGGAGCGGUUGCACAUGCUCCGGGAGGACUACGAGCACGCCCGCCUGCACUCGGUGCACCCCACCGCCCUGGACGGCCACCUCCCCCACCCCGGCCUGAUCACCCCGGGCCUGCCCAGCAUGCACUACCCCCGCAUCAGCCCCACCGCCGGACACCAGAACGGACUCCUUAACAAGACCCCUCCCACGGCAGCGCUGAGUGCCCCGCCCCCGCUCAUUUCCACGCUGGGGGGCCGCCCAGUCUCCCCGCGGAGGACUACCCCUCUGUCAGCAGAGAUGAGGGAGCGCCCUCCUUCCCACACUCUUAAGGAUAUCGAAGCUCGGUAAGGAGCGACGCCGACCUGGCGCCAGAGAGAAGCCGCCCGCGAGCCAACGGAACUCCUGCCUCCUCAGCGCGCACCGCGGGGCGGCGAGACCCCGGCCCUCCGUCCCCCUGUACAGAUGUAUAGACUGAAGUGCAAAGAUUUCGAAAUGUUUUUGUAUAUUCUAUGUUGAAAUUUUCCAGAUCUUUAGCCAAGUUCUAUGUUUUUGUGUCUCCUCUAUUUUGUUUCUCGUACACAAAACUUUUUUGAUUUGAACCAAAAGAAAACAGUUGGAGAUGACUAUAACAAACAGACAGAAUUUUUUUUGGGGGGUGGGGCGGGGCGGGGGACAAAAAACCGAACCUUUUGGAAAAAGUCAGCAGAACCCACCGUACAAAGCUAUUUCAGAACAGAAGGGAAGGCCGUGUACAUAUUCAUGUAAAAAAGAAGGCUUUGUAGGCUAACGGUUCAUAUAUGCAAAAGGGUGUGAUAAAAGCUUUACUUUGUACAAAUGUAAAUAGAUAAAAUUAAGUCACAUAAUACAUUAAUACUUCUUAAAAUGUGCUAUUUGCAAACUUAAUAUUGAUGAACACGGUCGGCUUCCGCCCUGUUCCCAUAUAUUAUAGACAGCUAAACCCCUUCAACUAUGCAAUGAAUGUUAGGGCUUUUAACAGAAGCCUUUCUAACUCAAAGGAGCCUUUUCAAAUCCAUUUACAACAUACUUAAGGUCAUAUUUUCCCUGAACGAGCUCUUAAUGUGAUAUGACUUGUUUUCCUUGUUUCAUUUUUUUUUUUUUAAACAGAGAAACAUCUUUCUUAACAAGUUAGACCCCAGGCUCUGGAGCCGUUCACCUGAAGUCAUUGUUUGUGGGCGUUCGAGAAAGUACCGUCUCCCGCGUUGGGACACGGGGCAGCCGCCGACAGAGGGGAUGGGAUUUUCAGAUGCCAGAAUCUGGUGACAAACGUACUCUUGUCUCAGUCAAAUAUUAGGAAGAAGUCCCAAGAUCUUGUAGUUCUACAAACAUACCUCCUCUUGUUGAGAACCAUGCUUUUUUUUUUUUUUUUAAUUCCCCUUCCCCCCCCCCCCCCGAGUGUAUCAUUUUCCCCUCAGUGCAUUUUUCUUUUAAAUAAGGCAUUUAAGAACACCCAAACAAAUCCUGAAAGAAAGCUAAUCGUUUUCUAAGAUGAUGGAUAUGUUUUUACUGUGUUUGAUAGUUAAUGAAUUGAAGAUGCAAAUUUCUCAUUGUGGUUCAUUGUAUUUCAGUUGGUAAUAAAGUCUGGGAAGAACCUAACAGGUCAGCCUUGUUGUAUAUACAGACACCAAGAAGGCAACACAGGCUGGGUGAAAAUAUUUGUUUUAAGGUUUGCAUCCAUCUUCUGUCUCUUCAUAACACUUUUUAUAAUACAUUAAGCUUCUUGUCCACAUAUUUGGAGAGAAUAUGACUUUACUAUCAGAGAAAAUACAAUAUAUCUUGUCUACUGGACUGUAAAAUAUAUGUAUGAAAUAAAAUUAGUUCCAUUGGUCUUCUAGCGUAUUAAAGUGCUAUCUGAAGUUGUUAUCCUGUUUUUGCAAAAAAAAAAAAAAAAACAAAAAACAAAAAACAAAAAAAAAAAAAACAAAAAACAAAAAGCAAAUUAAAAAAAGAAGGAAAAAAAGAAAAGAGAAAAAAAGUCUUAAGUACAGACAGUUGUUUCUAAUGAGCAGAGAGAUCUAUUUUAGUAGUAAACUGAAGGUUUAGUUGUGAGCUUCAGGUUUGUGAAUUCCAGAUGUUGUGCAGUGUUUUUUUUUUUUAAAGAACAACAGCAACAGGAAAAAAAAAAAACCCGACGAAUAUGUACACUGGAACUGUAGUGGUAGUUUUCAGUAUUGUAAAGAGAUUGUUCUAUACCAACAUUUUUGCUGUUUAUCCUGUAUGUAAUAAAGUCCUUUCUAGACCCUAUGUGAAAAAGAAAAAAUGAAGCGGCAGGUUCUUCAGCAUGUUUCUCAUCAGCGGAGACUUCUUGUGUAAUGUAAAGUGUGCCAUGUUAUUAAAAAAUGUGAACUAAA